ACAAGUGUUCUCAAUAAAAUCAGAAAAAAACAAUACAAACGUUUACAUUUCCGUUUAAUAAUUUAAAUUAUGUUAACAUUAACUGAACAAUUAAUUAGAAAUCUCAACGUAUUUGAUCAAAACUCCUUUAAUCGUUACGUUUAUUAAUUUGAACGCUUUCAAAAUACAACUUUCUCUUCCUUUUCACGACAAAUCCUCGGCUCAAUGGAAUUUCAGCAAGAAAUCAUCAACCCGCAAGAGCUCGCAUUCAACAAUCCGAUCAUUUUAACCCAAAUAUUAAACAACAACCCAAUUCCCUUGAAAGAUGCCCGACUCGUUUCUCAAUUUUGGAAUAGUGCCGUCCUCUCUCUUCCGAAUACUAAACUCGCCUUAAAUCUACACCCCCAGAACGACCCGCUUCCCCCCAAUCCUGACCUCGUCCCAUUUUUCGAGACAACUUCCACCUUCGAUGCCCGCCUUGCUCGACACAUCAGCCCCACUUGUCCCUUCACCACGUGCACCGACGAGCCCCGCCACAUUUACUCCUUUGCUUAUAAACUGCUCCAUUUCAGCGAUAAAUUUAGCGACAGGAUACAAACCUUAGAGAUUUUCUUGGCGUACGAAAACUGUCUAAAAUUCGUACAUCAAGUCGUGAAAAAUUGCGGCCCUGCUUUGAAACAGUAUCGGCUCACGUGCAAAUUUCAGACAUCCACAGAUUUGGAUUUGACCCCAGAAAAUAAGCUAAUUUUGGAAUCCUCACUCCAACAAAAGCCUAAUUUGACCUCGUUCUCACUCAGUUCAAACAUGGUGACCCCAUUUCUCACAAGUCUUGCUCAAGUGGUUGUUAACUCUGCGCCAAACUUAGGGGAGGUCACGCUUCCCUGGGGGUUCUAUCCGGAUUUAGCUAAUUCUAAAGGUAUCACCUCUCUCACAAUCACACUGUACGGCGUGCACCUAAAGACCAUCCCUUCCGCGAAGACUUACCUUUCUCACCUCACCCGCAUGUUAACGCAAGUUCGAGAUCAACUCAUCUCCCUAUAUUUUAGCUGUCUCGAUUCCACCUCCGGGAUAAAAGGAACCGACGAGGAAAUUAAUACCCACUCAGGAUUCCAGAUACCAAACAGGAUGAUAAAAUUACGCAAAUUUGUGAACGAGUUCGUCGACAUUUUUCCGUGCGAGGAUCUCCUACAAGGAAAUAUUUCCGGCCUGGAAACCCUCGUGUUGGGAAAAGCGUUUAUUGAGUCGACCCGAAUGGACGAACUUUUUAAAAAAGUUAACGAUACGAACAAUAUUUUGGAAAACGUAAAGAAUUUAACGCUUUCCGGAGUUCACGAUCCAAAAUUACUGGAUGACCCAAAGCUUGAUUUGAGGAGGUUUUUUGGGUCCAACGUCAUGGGGCCGGCACGUGUCACUUUUCCCUUGGCUCUGAAAGCGUGUAUUGGUUGGGAGAAGUUGAAACAUUUGAAUUUGGCGGUGCCAUCCCAAUACAAUUUCUGGAUAUUGUAAAACCUCUCGUGGAUAACAGGGAAUUGUAUGACUCUGGGCUCAAAACGUUAAAAGUUGGCAAAGACGAACAGUGUCACAUGGCUUAUAAGUUAACAGAGGAAGAGAUUUGUCUCUUCAAACGAUUAGUCAAGAUUAUCAGUGGAAUGGACCGGGUCACAAUUUCUAACCUUUACUUGAACAAAGAAGCGGCGGACGCAAUAUCCGAGUUCAUUGUGGAGAAUGACAUGCCCUUAUGGAGAUUUGACAUAUUUACUUCGAGUGAAGGUCUGAUUUCAGAGUGUAAAUGCAUUGCUUGUAUCCAUGCAACAUAAGCAUGUAUUUUUCUAAAUCUCCCCACGUGCGGUUUUCAAGAACGUCCUUCCAUAAACCUAAAUAUUUAAACAUUUGGUCACGCACAGACUGUAAACUCAAUCUAUAUUUAAACUAACCGUGUCACUAAUUAUGUAAUCUAGUUUUGUAAACUAAAGUUUCUAGAGCUUACAUUUGAUCCACACUCUUAACAUUAUUUGUACAGGAACUCUCCAUAACCCAACACUAAAUUGUAUACAUUAAGUGUAUCUUAAUGGACCCGAAGAAGCUUUGAAGGAUAAUUCAAUAAAGCUUAUAUUAUCAUCUCUUA
Messenger RNA from Folsomia candida, 2104 nucleotides. RefSeq lists its product as uncharacterized. The transcript has 6 exons. Lineage: Eukaryota; Metazoa; Arthropoda; Collembola; Entomobryomorpha; Isotomidae. The record is from RefSeq and is a predicted model, not a curated record. Bases 205 to 1485 code for a protein of 426 amino acids.